This is a messenger RNA of Periophthalmus magnuspinnatus, 1085 nucleotides long. RefSeq names its product beta-microseminoprotein (gene msmb). The record is from RefSeq and is a predicted model, not a curated record. Bases 96 to 422 code for a protein of 108 amino acids. The transcript is spliced from 4 exons. Lineage: Eukaryota; Metazoa; Chordata; Actinopteri; Gobiiformes; Gobiidae.
AGUAAUCAUUAGAGCCCUGUUCGAUUAUAAAAAGGUUUACAAAUGGGAGUUAUCACACAGACUCACCUUCUGCAGACUUGACUUUGCUUCUGAGAAUGGCAUCAGUUGGCGUUCUACUUAGUUUACUGGGGCUGGUAGUCUUGAGUAACUCCAAGUGUAUUUUUGAAAAGUUAGAGGUGCAAGAUGACAACCCACCAACAGGGUGUGUGGAUAAGAAUGGAGAAGAGCACAAGUUUGAUUCUGAGUGGGUGGAAGACUGCAUGGACUGCUCCUGUACCAGUGACGGUUUGAGCUGCUGCAGCAAGCUCCCCGAUGAGAACGCGGAAGUCCCUGAAGACUGUGAGCUAGUUCUGGACAAAGAAGACUGCUCUGCCAAAGCAGUGUUUAAAUGGGACAAGACUAAAGAGUGUUCACCAAUAUAAUUACAAUGUCAGGGUUAUUAUUUUGAACCUGGAAAUUGACUAACUGACAACAUGAUUGAUGUUUGCUUUUAAUACUGUUUUCCUAUUAAUAGAGGAAACUGGUGGUCCCUCAGUUAAUGCCACCAUAGUCUAAAAACAUGCUGAACAAAAAUUGGUGAAACAAAUUACUGUAAUCAUAGAGUUGACACCUUUUGUUAUUCUUGUAACCGUUCAUGUGUUGUUGUUAAUGUAACUGCUUUUGUAUGUGAUGCUUGGUUGCUAUGCCGACAAGUUGAUGUGAAGGAUCUAUUCAUCAGUUACUGGUCUGUUUUGGAGACUGGCUCUAGUGAGUUGACACUGCUGCUGUUUUGCUCUUCUUUUAGCGUGGGUUAUGGCCUACAAUAGCCCUUGUGUUCAGAAAAUAAACAACCAGAAAAAUUGUCAUGCUUCCUUACACCAGAGUGCUAUGCUGUAGUGUAGUGUUGUAAUUUUUGUAGUAUUAUCAUAAACAUAUAGAACUAUAAGAUUUUUUUUUUUUUUAUCAGUAGAAGCGAUAAGUCAUAUGCUCUCAUAAUUGUAUAAAAUAAAAUAAAAUCAUUGAAAUAUGGACUGCUUGUGCCACCAUAGUCUCUGUAAUACCACUGUAAUAUCAGCAUUAAUAUUGUCCACAUAAACAUACAAAAU